This is a messenger RNA of Dermatophagoides farinae (American house dust mite), 1630 nucleotides long. RefSeq lists its product as uncharacterized. Lineage: Eukaryota; Metazoa; Arthropoda; Arachnida; Sarcoptiformes; Pyroglyphidae. The record is from RefSeq and is a predicted model, not a curated record.
AUCAUCAUAAUCAUUCGUAUCGAAAUCAAAAUUUGAAAAAAUGAAAUUUCAAUUGAUUUUAUUAAUCUUAUCGUUAUGUUGUUGGACUCAAAUUUUUGGCCAAACUACAAUCAUUCCCGAGACAGUUUCGUCGGAUGAGGAAUUAACACAAGAUGUGACGAUUUCACCAGAGAAUAUCGUACUCGAUGAAACUAUUCCUAAUGAAGCAGCAGUUAUUCCAGCAGAAAUCAUCAGAAAUACUGAAGAAGAAACAAGUAAAUCCACUGUUUCACAACAACCACAACAACAACAACAGUCAAUUGCAUUCCAUUUGCAACAACAACAACAAGCAACAGAUUCGCCUCAACAACAUCAAUCACAACAUCAAUGGAAUUUGCCAAGAGUUCAUCAAAUGAAUCGUUUUCAAAUUCCACAUAAUUCAAUGCCAACUGCAGUCAAUCAAGUAUAUCGAAUGACUGGCCAUCGACAUCAUCAUCCACAAAUACCACAUCGAUCAAUCAAUUUGGCAUAUCCAUAUCAUUCAUAUGUUCCACAACAGCAAACACAAUCGGUUCCACAAGCACGAUCAUUAUCUCCAACCAAUGGUUGUCAAGGAACAAAAAAACGAGAUGUGGAUGAAAAUGAAUCAAAAAUAAAUUUUGAAUCCUGGUAUUUGAACAUAGCCAACCAUGAUUUAUUGUUUUCAGUAUGUGGUACAUUAUUACCCGGUCAUCGUAUCCUAAUCGAAUCGAGUAGUCCAGAAUUUUCCGCAUGGAUUCAAAAGAAGCUUGAUAGUGGAAAAGCUGACAAAAAUGAACCAAUAAUGAUUCAAAGUAUUAAUGAAUUGAUCCACAACGAUAAUGAUAAUGAUGAUAUUGAUGGAAACAACAAACAAAAAAAUCAAUGUUCAAAUGAAGAACUAUUAGCAGCAUUCAAAAUUUUUCUUCAUUAUUUUUAUUCCGGUACGGCUGCAUUUGAUUCGAUUGAUGAUGUGAAUGUUUCAUUGUUUGUCUUGCAAAUGGCUCGUGAAUUUUUGGGUGAAAAAAUUGCUGAACGUAUUGUUGAACCGAAAAUCAUUCAAUCAAUGAAGAUUGAUAGCCUUAGUCGUGUGUACCAUUUUUGGCAUACAAACAAACUCGAUUCAUUGAAAUUAAAAUGGUCAAAAUUCAUUGCCGAUCAUUCAUCAUUGUUUAGUAAUCAUGUACCAUUCAGCUGUGAUGAAGUUAUCAACGAUGUUGAACUUCUUGAUCAAUUUCUACAAAGUCUUAACACUACUCAAGCUCAAGUGAUUGGAUUUAUUCGUCAUUUUUUACAAAAUUGUCCUGAAUCAAUACAUCAAACAAUCAAAGAUGCAAGUUCAUUACCAAAUUCAUUAUACUUUUUCCGUUGUACGAUCGAUGAUCUCAAAGAAUUACAUCAAAUUGGUUUCAUUUCUAUUGAAAUACUUGCCGAAGAAUUGGAAAAUCGUCUUCGUGCUAAAGAACGUGUAUGCGAAGAAUUGAAACGAACACCGUUUUUAAAUCCAAAAACUUUUAACCUUUUCCGACAGAUGGAACCAUAUUUGGGUGCAUUUCGACGUGCAGCAUAAAUUUUUAAAAUAUUCAUAUUCAUAUUUUUAUUUAUAAUAAUAAUCAACAAUAUAUCUCUUUGA